Molecule: messenger RNA, 2310 nt
Organism: Cricetulus griseus (Chinese hamster)
Lineage: Eukaryota; Metazoa; Chordata; Mammalia; Rodentia; Cricetidae
Source: RefSeq, a predicted model, not a curated record
UACAGUGAAGGAGAAAGGAGAGGAGGCGAGCUCCUGAAGUUGAGAAUGGAAGAUGUGAUUUCCUCAUCUCCAAAUCUAAACUGUGCCCCUGUUCCCAGGGAAAGGCAGUGUCUGACAUCACCCCCAAGGGCUAAAGUCCCAGCCAGUGCCUUUCAUUUGACACUGAGUGGGCCCAGCACAAAGUGGGCCUCUUCAGGUCGCUAUAUCCGGGAGAAGUCUAAGCAAAUCAUCACUCUGCUGAUGGAUGAGCAGCUGCUUUUUAAAGAGAGGGAAGUGGCCAGUUGGACGCGACAGCGGACCUCCUACUCCAUGACCUUUCCCACCAGAUUACCUGCCUCGGGGAACUCAGCUGCACCAUGUACUUCCGUCCUCAUCCCUGAAAGCCUAAACUCCGAGAAGAAACAUUCACUCCUGACAAUUGCAAGUCUACGCAAUAAAAAAAAUGCCUCCAAGGUAAGGCUGAGGCUGGAACAGUUCCAGGACAGCCCCUCACCUCCUGGAUCCUCCCUGGCCAAGGACUCUCCUUUACCCAGGAUGAAGACAUGGAAAUCAACAGAGGACCUAACAUUGUUGCAUGACGAGUGUCCGAAGCAACCUUUGCCUGAGAUACCUCCUUCCAUCACCUCUCCUACUUCCUGGCUGUCAGAAGGGGAAGCAGAAGUCUGCAACCUCUGGGAUGCAGAUGCUGUGUCUACUCCCUCAGAAAAAAGACCAUCAAUACAGACAAAUAUGAGUUUAGCCAAGAGACUGGAGAAAACCAUCACAAAUACUCUCACAGAAAGUUCCCCACAAACUCUUCAGGAAAAGCAGACAGCCACAAAAAGCUUUGAAACACUGACACCUUUGCAAGCAUUUAGGCCAUCAGGUAAAGACCAGUUCGUCAGCACGGGUUUGAGAAUGUCCAAGUCAGCAUCCAUGUUCCCCAACCAGUCCUCGGUGGAAACACUCUAUGUCUCACCCGCGUUCAAAACUGUCACCCCAGAGAAGGAGCCCAGAUCCAGUAAGGCCCUGCAGACACCUAGAAAAUCCAGACUCUGCUGGAUGGAAGAUAUGGAAGAUGUGAGCCUCAAGCCCUUAGCCAUGCGGGUCUCCACCACCUCUGAGGUCGCAUCUUCCUUUUCUACUUUGUCUGUGUCGUCUCCUGACUUGGUCCAUCCAGAGAAGUCAGCCCAUCACUUUCCCCUGGUUUUCACCAGCCCUUCCUUCUGGAUUCAGCCCCACUCACAGCCGUCUUCUGCCCCCUUCACAUACAAAGAUGAGGCAGCCAGAGUUCACCAGCCCUUUGCUCCCAGGAGCACAGCAUCUUCAGAUGACGAGGAAUACCCCAAUAUUCCAGAUAACUCCAAUUCAACUACAGAGAAGCCAGGUCACAUUCCCGGCUGUAACCAGGUAGCAUUCUCCACCCCAUCAAGAACCUACUUCCCCUCAGUGUCCCAGGCUAGUUUGCAGACAAGCCAAGGCUUGCCCCGGGAAUCCUCCGAGUCAGGUUCUAUCCGCACGCUUCUAGGCGAGGUGAGGGGUGCUGUGCUCCGACUUCAUGAAGACCUGAGCCUGGUGAUCCAGGAACUUAGUGUCAUCAACAGCUACCUAGGUAACCUGAGUGGCAGCAGUCAAGCAUCUAGUGAGGCUCUACAGGACCCCCAGUCUUGCAAGGGGAGCUCAGAUCCUAUCUAGAAGCCUAGUCCUUUUGCUGGAACACAAAUGAUUCCACUGCCCAAAGACCUGGAAGGUUUAACACUUUAGAGGUCCCCAUUGCUGUGGGGACAAAAAGGCAGUGACUUAAUUUUUCAUUUUCAAGUUUAUUAGCACAUCUUUCAAGCGACAAAGACUUUUGGGUGCUGUGUUGUUAUGUUUUUUGUUUUGUUUUUUUUUUUCAAGAGAAAGAAGUCAACUUUUGAUCAUUUCAGGUUUAGAUAUUCGUUCCUUUGAAACUGAAAAGUAUUUCUUUCAUUCUUCGAAUGUCAGUACAUUGUCCCUAGGGGUAAGCCUUAGUGAAGGUUGUGGGAGACUUUAAAAUGCAAAUAGCUAUUGGAGGGCUUUGGGAUAAACAAGGUAGACAAGGGAGCCAGGAGAAAUUGUGGGUGCCCCCACCCACAGUGCUGACUCGGGCUGCUAACAAGCUUCUGCCCGGUUGGCAUGCUCUUUCAAGCUGAGGCCCCUCAAAUCAAGAGCCAGAAGUUUCUCUGCCGCCACAGUGUCAUGAGUGAUGCUGAGGCAGGUAGGAUGUGGAGCACAUUUUUAUGUUGAUUUUCAGAGAAUUCAGGUGAUUUCCCGUCUCUUGUAUUUUAUAAAUAAAUUUGCUAUUUUCAA